AUGCUUGCUCAAAUCUUACAUGAUCUUUAUAUACCACAAGAAUUACUUGAUGAAUUACCAGAAGAUCAAAAACAAAUACUUUUUUGUAAAAUGCGUGAAGAACAAAUACGCCGAUAUAAUGAACGAGAAACAGGAGAAAUAAUAAGAACUAUAAAUACAACUAAAAAAAAGAAACAAGUUACAUUUCGACUUGAUGCUGAUGGUAAUGAAUGGUGUUGGAUCAUGGGUGAAUCUUCGGAAAAUUGUAAUGAGCAAUCUCAUAAUAGAGCCAAUAAUGAAAAUAUGGAAGUUGAAUAUCAAAAUGAAGAUAAACAAUUAAGAAUCAAUACUACUCAUACUUCUAAUUUUCCAGUUACAAAUGGUGUUUUCUAUACAGUACAUCGUGAUGAACGUAAACAAAUUGAAGAAAUUUCAAAUAAUAUUCAAGAAGCGCGUCGUAUCUUUGAACGACUUGAAUCAGAAACUCGACGACUUGCAUUAAGUAAAGAAAGUGAAAUUUUUCAAAAACAACAACAACAACAACGUUCUCAAACUAAUUUAAUACCAAUAAGUCAAUCAGAUUUUGUUGAUGAAAUAUUCUAUCAUGAAAUUGAAAAACGUGCAAAAAAAGCUGAACAAGAAAGACGUGAAGUAGCUCGACGUGCACGAGAUUUAUUUCAUCGACAAUCAUCACAAUUAAAUAUUGAUUUUGAUACAAAUAAUCAAACAAAUUUUAUUCUACAAUCAAUACCAUUAAAUUCAUCUAAUCGUACAAUACCAAUGAAAAAAAAUGUUGAAAUUGAACUUGAUGAAAAAGAAAUUCCUGCUUUUCCAAUAUUUACUUUUGAUAAUUCACAAAAAUUAGAAAAUGAUCAACAAUCAACAUUUGCUACUGUUGAACAUCAACAAUCUAAACCAUUAUCAUCAAUAACACGUGCAGAUAUUCAUCAAUGGUUCUAUACUAAUGAAAUACCUUAUGGUACAUUUCGUUCUUCAAAUGGACAAAUUUAUCCAUGGUUUCAUGGCAUUAUCUCAAGAGCUUAUACAGAACAGCUUCUUUCUUCCAAACCUGUUGGUAGUUAUUUAAUACGUGUCAGUGAAAAAAUAUUUGGUUAUGUUUUAUCUUAUCUUGCAUCAGAUCAUUGUCGUCAUUUACUUAUUGAAGUUACUCAACAAGAACAUGCUUAUCGAUUUUUAGGUGGUGCUAAAAAUGAAUUAUUUCAAAAUCUUGGUCAACUUAUUGAAAAAUAUACUAAUACUCCUAUUCGUUCAAAUUCUACAGAUGUUCUUCGUUAUCCAUGUGGUCAAAUCGAUUCUGAACAAACAGAUUAUGCUGAUUUAUUUAUUGAAAAUACUGAAAAUGAUAAAUUAUAUGAAUAUUUGUAUAUAUCACUUGAUACAACGACAUCAUCACCACAGUCGACAACACAUUUGUAG
This is a messenger RNA of Rotaria sordida, 1416 nucleotides long. The record is from the annotation of a GenBank genome assembly. Lineage: Eukaryota; Metazoa; Rotifera; Eurotatoria; Philodinida; Philodinidae.